AUAAUGAAAAGUUUACUGUAUACAUUAUGUUUGCGUUUAUAGGGAAAUGUAGACUUUCUCAGUAUAGUUCAGUGUGCCAGUUGUGUAUCUAUUUAUGUAUGAAUGUCUACUCAAGGUAGUUCAAGCUAUUUUCAAACAAAAAAAAAACACUUGGUGAAAGGUAGCCGCGAUGUUCCAGGAAGAUUAUUCCCUCAGCAAUAAGGAUUCCAGUAGCAGUAUUGGCACAGCUUCAAAACCAGGUGGCGGUGACGAUGAGAAUCUUAAUGAUCCUUCCAUCGACAAGUUAUGGGGAAUUCACGAGCGGAUUAACAAACUUAGAGGGCACAUGUCUCAACAAAAACUAAACCUUGAUAAGACUGAUGAAUUUGGUGAAGACUUUGAAAUAACCGCCACCGAUAGCACAACAUUUCCACCGACUUACUUAGUUAUUAGAGUGCAUCCGGCGUCUAAAGAAGAAGCAGUCAAAUGGCUGGUCGGAAAAAUACGCGGAAAAAAACUACUGGGUGGUGCGGAAUUGGUAGUUUUAAGGAAGCCGUACGAUGAAGAUGGUUUAGAAUUUCACGUUUCCGCAUCUCCCAUCAAAUUCUUGGAAAUUGCAGAGGAAAUGGAAUUGGUCAAACGGGAUAAACAUGGUCAAAUGAGAGAAUUUACGGUGAAUGACUUAGAAAAUUUUCUGGUUGACGGCAUGAACGUAGACGAUUUUCUAACAUCUGCAGAAAGGCAAGCAAUAAUUCGGCAUGAACUCGAAAAUAUAAGAGCACUACCAACCGACAUUCACGUCCCCGGCUACCCUUUCUACAGUAUGUGCGAAGGACAAUCGGUUUUACAUAAAUGUAUUCAAUGUGGUAUUAUAUCAAGCAUUUAUGCCUUGCAUGAUCAAGAACACUUAAAAAAAUUGGGAAGGAGUUGGUAUCGAUCCGUUUUCCAAAAGCAACCGCUGGAUGAGAUAAAGAUCUACUUCGGAGAAUCUAUUGCGCUUUAUUUCACCUUUUUGGGUUUUUAUACAACGGCAUUACUCUUUCCGACGUUUCUUGGAUUUGUGCAGUUGCUGGUCUCGAUAGAGACACUUCCCGUUUUCUGCAUCUUUAACGUCAUUUGGGUAACCGUAUUUCUGGAGAUGUGGAGAAGAAAAUCGAACGAAUUGGCUUACAAAUGGGGUACGAUAGGAAUGACCAGUUUAGGUGAACCAAGAGCAAAUUUUCGUGGACAGAUGGGCAAAGAUCCUAUAACAGGCAAGCUCUGUCCUCAGUAUCCCAGAUAUAAAACUUACUUAAAAAUGUACUGCGUGUCUUUUCCCAUUGUUAUUGCCUGCCUAGUAGGUGCUUACAUAAUAAUGUUGAUAUCGUUUUGGAUGGAAGACCAAAUCAAAUACAAUCCGGAAACUUGGUCUCAAGAUCUCCUAUUACUUCCAAGUGUGCUGUAUACCGCAUUGGUCUACGUAAUGAAUUGCUAUUAUCGUAAAUUGGCUACUUUUCUCACAGAAUGGGAAAAUCAUAGAACCCAAUCGCAGUUUGACAGACACCGGGUCACGAAACUGAUUCUGUUUGAGUUUGUAAAUAAUUUCAUGUCGCUGUUUUAUAUCGCAUUCAUAAUCCAAGAUAUGGAAAUGUUAAGGAGUCAAGUGGCAACCAUGUUGAUUAUUCUGCAAGCGAUUAAUCAUAUGCAAGAAGCUGUACUUCCAUUAUUAAUAAACGUUGGAUUUGCAAAGAUAAGUCAAUGGAAAAAUGGUUGGAAAAAUACAAGGCAAACAAAAUCAAAACAGAAAGCAUUUGAAGAUUCUCGUUAUUCCAGAGAAUUUCUCGAAACAAUCCCUGCAAUAGAUCCCAGCGAUAGUCGCUUAAAUCAAGCGGAACAAGAAGGGCAACUGGAAAUUUACGAAGAAACGUACGAUGAUUAUUUGGAAAUGUUUAUCCAGUUCGGAUACGUGGUUCUCUUUUCCUCUGUGUACCCUGCUGCAGCGCUUUGGGCAGUUAUCAAUAACGUUCUUGAAAUACGUGCUGACGCAUUCAGAUUAUGUCUUGUACAUCAGCGACCAAUAAGUAGAAAAGUUAAGGAUAUUGGUGCCUGGCAGAGGGCAUUUGAAGUCAUAGGCGGCCUCUCCAUAAUGACGAAUUGUGGUUUGCUCUGCUUAAGUCCACACAUUCGCAGUCGAAUGGCUCACAAGACCGAUUUGGAGUACAUCCUUACUUUUAUUUUCCUGGAACACAUUCUUUUGGGAAUUAGGUACUUGCUUCACAUUGCGAUUCCCGACAAACCGGAAUGGGUUCGAGUGGAACUGGCCAAAAAGAGCUACGAAUCAAGACAGGCCUUGAAACACGAAAAAGCGUUGAAAAGUAAACGUUAUCUUACAAGAAGAUUCAACACUGUUCACAGCAAACACCCCAUUUCAGGACCAGCACUCGGUAACAAGUAAUCAGUUUCUCCACAAAAUGAUGGUAUCUCUUGGUUAAAACCGAAAAUAAUAUGCAAGACAACUCCUCUAUGUAUAAUUUUCGCCGUCUACCCUACGUUAUUUAUUAUUUGUUGGAUAAUACAACACUAAAUAAUGAUAACGAGAAAGCUUUAAUAAUACUGUACUGCACUGUACUUGCUGUGCUUUAUCUACUAUAUAUAUAUUU
Agrilus planipennis (emerald ash borer) is the source of this 2618-nucleotide messenger RNA. RefSeq names its product anoctamin-10 (gene Axs). Gene Ontology annotation, biological process: chloride transmembrane transport. Gene Ontology annotation, cellular component: plasma membrane. The transcript has 11 exons. Lineage: Eukaryota; Metazoa; Arthropoda; Insecta; Coleoptera; Buprestidae. The coding region runs from base 170 to 2413 and encodes 747 amino acids. Gene Ontology annotation, molecular function: chloride channel activity. The record is from RefSeq and is a predicted model, not a curated record.